Vicia villosa (hairy vetch) is the source of this 807-nucleotide messenger RNA. RefSeq lists its product as uncharacterized. The transcript has a single exon. The coding region runs from base 1 to 807 and encodes 268 amino acids. The record is from RefSeq and is a predicted model, not a curated record. NCBI's taxonomy places the organism in Eukaryota, Viridiplantae, Streptophyta, Magnoliopsida, Fabales, Fabaceae.
AUGAGGCAAAAUAAUGAUAGUGGGAAGGAGGAUUGGAAUAGUCUUUGGAGAAUUAAAGCCCCAUCUAGAACCAAGCAUCUAUUGUGGAGGAUUUGUAGGGGAUGCUUACCAUCGCGUAUCAGGCUUCGUCAAUAUCAGGUACCUUGCCCAUCAGAUUGCCAGCUUUGCGGAAAUAAUAAUGAAGAUGAUUGGCAUGUGUUUUUUGAUUGUGAUACAACUAUUCAGUGUUGGAGGACAACAGGUUUGUCGGAUCUUCUAGAGCCCCGUUUACAUACUUUUAGUGAUGUAAAGUCUCUAAUUAUUGAUAUAUGUAGAUCGGAAGAUAGGAUGGUUGCUGGUAGAUUUGCAGUUAUGAUGGAUGUGAUUUGGAAGAAUAGAAACGAUUUUAUUUGGCAUAAUGAGAAAGAGGAAGCAUCCAAACUGGGUAUGAUUGCCUUUCAUAAUUGGCAGAAUUGGCUUACAGCACAAAGAUUUCAAGGGAGAGAGAAUACUCAUCAGAAUAUCACAAGUUGGAAUCCGCCAAUGGAAGGAUGGUUAAAGUGGAAUGUGGACGCGGGGUUUAACAAUCACUUUGGGCCUACUAAUAGGGGAAGGUGUGUUCGUGGUAAACAGGGUAAUUUCAUUAUUGCAGGUGUAGCUUGGGAUAUCGGUACCCUCUCCAUCCUUGAAGCAGAAGCUUCCGCCCUUAAAGAAGCUAUUGAAGGACCUAUAGCUUUGCACUUGACAAUAUUAUCUUCGAAAGUGAUUCUCAACAGGUUGUUCAAGGCAUCCACUCCAAUCACAAUGGUGGAUCUGAGUUUAGUUUGA